Messenger RNA from Rosa rugosa (rugosa rose), 3237 nucleotides. RefSeq names its product glucan endo-1,3-beta-glucosidase 3-like. The transcript is spliced from 3 exons. NCBI's taxonomy places the organism in Eukaryota, Viridiplantae, Streptophyta, Magnoliopsida, Rosales, Rosaceae. The coding region runs from base 2164 to 2937 and encodes 257 amino acids. The record is from RefSeq and is a predicted model, not a curated record.
AUGGACGUGUCCAUACAAUCUUAUGAAUAAAUAUUUCAUUUUCAGUAACCAUAAACUUUUGGAUAGGUCCUGGAGCCAUAUUUCGUUAUUGCUUUGAAUGAGGCUGCAGCUUAGCAAUCACAGACUGAUGACCAAUUUGAACACUUGAACAGAACUUAUAUACCGAGCAAGCUUAAUUGUCAUGUUGAACACAGGAUUUCAUGCCUUUUCAGGCCAUAUACGACAAUAAUGAUAAAAAUUAAAGAUGGCAAGAGACCAUUUGCGCCAACGGUCACAUUAUUUAGUCAAAACCAAAGAUAAGAUUUAGAUUUGGACUUCACAAUUUGAGUAAUAAUGAACCUAAUCACAUUGAUGUCUAAAUUCAAGAGAAGUUUAAGCCUAGAUCAUUGUAGAUGACAGUAACCAUUGCCAACGGUAACACUACUUAAAUAAGUUUAGAAUGUUGAGUUUUGAAUGCCAAAACAAGAUUUCCAUUUUGAAUGAUGAAGCUAAAUAAAUUUCUUUCUACAUUUAGAAAAACGUUCUUAAGCCUGGAUUAUAAAUGCCACGAGAGUUGGCGACCAUCUCCAACGGUAAAAUUAUCUUAUCCAAGUUUAGAAGCAAUGUCUUAUUGAACUCAAACAGAAUGUACCUUGGGAGAAAUGAAGCUAGAUAAUUCUACUUUAUAAAUUCAAGAACACUACUAGCCUGGAUUAAUAGAGAUGGCAAUGGGCUUUUCUAACAGUAACCUUAUUUAUCCAACUUUGAAGCAUUUAGAUGUUCUAAAAACAUGUCAGUAUUGACGAAUGAAGCUUAAAAAAGUAUCUUUCUAAGUUCAAGAACACUUCAAGCCAUAAUUUAUAGAUGGCAAGGGGUCAUUGCCAAAAGUAAGAUAAUUCAUUGUCCAAGUAAGAUUGAAGAUUCUGUUCAAACUUGAACUCUAUAUCAUAAAUUAAAUACCAAGUAGGGUAUUUCAUUUACAAAUUGCUUGUUAACAAGAGUCAGAUUAUAGAUGACAAAGGGCUGUGCUAACAAUAACUAAACAGGCUGACAUAGAGAUUUUAUUAUAAAAGUUAUCCACAAGAAUACGAGCUAACUGUACUAAGCCUGACGAAUGAAGGAUAUGAGUUCUUUUUCUGGAAAGAUGUAGCAAAGAAUUUCAUGCUGAAUGUGAAUAUGUGUCUUGGUAUUCACAUGAAUAGUUAGUUGUUCUUAGUUAAAACUUUGAAAGUCGGUCCAAGUGAAUGUGGUCAAAAAAAUAAGUGGAUAUAUAAGAGGCAAAGUUCCAAAGAGACAACCAAAAUAGGCAAAGUACAAGAUAUAUGCAUAAACUAGCUAGGAUUUAGCUUCGAUCAAAACUAAUCAGUAACAGUUUUCUAUAGCACUCUCUUCCCAAAUUAUCUAGUCUGAGUGGUGAUGCACAGGUGUGUAUUGAAUCUUUCAGUCUCUAUACAAUACCUCCUAGGUGUCAAGUAUGAAGACAAGCAUGAACCAAGAUUCCUGAAGUGUAAAAUGCAACCCAAGAUUCAUACUUUCAAGUUCAAGACGUGGCAGUAUUGUAUCCACUCAUCAAACAUACAUUUUAAAAUUUGAUUUAACCUCUAGAAGUAACUUCAUAUAUUAAUAUGUUAGCAUACUGGGGCAUCAAUCUGAGGUGCUCAUUGUUAAAGCUUACCAUGCUGAUCUAAAUGAAAAAAGGUUAACACUUCAAAAUAUUGAGAGGUGAGCUAAACAAGACUACUAGAUUGAUAGUAUAUAGCUGCACCUACAACUGUCUAGGUUAAGUUUAAAUAAAGACUUGCUGUGAAAUUUAGAACCUAUUAUAGACAGGGAGAGGGUUCUCUUUGAGUAGAAAACAAGCAAGAAAAUUCCAAUUUUCAUAUUUCUCCACUGCCAAGCAAGAAUAUAUUCAAAGGAAGACACAAAGACAGAAAAUUCACUUGUACACAAAUAUGAGUCAUAGCAGAAAGCAAGAACAAAGGAAUCUGGAGUCUACUUUAGUUUCUCUGGUUUGAUAAUUUCACUUUACGGCCUUACGCUUUGGUUACUAUUUUCGUCCCUGUACUACAUUUCUCCCUUAUCUAUUUAUUACCCAAGUCUUUGCCUGGGAGAUGACUUAAUCAAGCAGAAGUUUCAGUUAGUUCUUCUGGGUUUUUCAGCUUUCAUCAGUUUGGCUUCUCUUGGAUGGAGUCCCUAAUACUAAUCCUUUACAUCCUCAUUUCCACCACAACCUCAAGCACUCUAUGUGAUGCAAGAAGUUUAUCCCAAACCCAGAAAGCAGAACAACACAGAAGUACAACUCAAAUACUGAAGAAGGUGAAAGUAACAAACCACAUAGACAUACCAGUAGUACAAGCCAGCUCUCCAUUUUCUUCUCCACCUUCUGAUUCACCAGCACCAAACCCAUUGCCUACUGCAGCUGUCCCUCCUAAUCUUCCCUAUUGUGUAAAUCCACAACCACCUGCCAGUAUUUUAUCUCCCACAUACCCACCUCAAAAUGGGCCUAGCCCACACCAACCCUGCAUCAUUCUAAGCCCACCCAACAAUACCCCAACCCAACCCAACAUUCCUCUAAGCCCACCCAUAAGUCCUCUAACCCCACCAGCAGUCAAUCCCUCCCCUACAGUCAACUCCCCACCACCAACUGGACCAAAAAACACUCCUCCACACACAAAGCCCCAGUCUGGAGUGUGGUGUGUAGCCAAGCCGACCGUGCCCGACCCGAUAGUCCAAGCGGCCAUGGACUACGCGUGCGGGUCGGGGGCAGACUGCAAGUCAAUCCAGCGAAACGGGUCGUGCUACCAACCCGACACGUUGCUCUCCCAUGCAUCGUAUGCGUUCAACAAUUACUGGCAGAGAAGGAAGGUGGCCGGAGGGACUUGUGAUUUUGGAGGGACAGCGAUGCUGGUCACUGCUGAUCCAAGUUUUGAUGGAUGCCAGUUCUUCUACAAUGGAUGACUCAAGAAUGAGUAUCUACUAGCUAGAUUAGACAAAAGAAAAUAAAGAUCGACAAUGUCAAUUUCGAUUCUCAAAGACAGAUGUCUUUGUUAUUUCAACAAAGACGGAUGUCUUUGUCAAACAGACAUCGGACUUUAAUUAGAUGGGGUCCUAUGAAUUUGUCUAAUUGCGAUUUUGGAUGUAGACAUAUUAUUGGCCUAUGGGGGACUUGAAAGCUAAGUGAAAUUGUCUUUAUCUUCCUGUCUUCCACUCUCCACUUGUAACUUUAUUUGUAUAAUGAAUGUACCUGUUUCUCUAUUA